Molecule: messenger RNA, 1392 nt
Organism: Aphidius gifuensis
Lineage: Eukaryota; Metazoa; Arthropoda; Insecta; Hymenoptera; Braconidae
Product: leucine-rich repeat-containing protein 15-like
Exons: 5
Coding region: 76-1392 (438 amino acids)
Cellular component (GO): extracellular matrix
Molecular function (GO): protein binding
Source: RefSeq, a predicted model, not a curated record
UAUAUAUACAACAAUGAAAUCAUCUAUUUAGUUUCUCAGUUAACGAAUUGUGUUGCUGAAUUGUCCCUCAAAAAUAUGGGUGUUAAAAAUCUACUGAUGAUGCAGGCUAAUUUAGUAGCUGGUAUAUUUAUGCUUUUCGCAGCAUGUAGUCCUGUGAUUCCUCAGCAGGAAGUUGAAAUAUUGAAAGAAAUACUUUUCGAAAAUGUUGAUGAAUCAACUGAUUUAUUAAAGACAUUGACAGUUAUUAUGAAAUUCAAUGAAAACAAUGUACCAGAUGAUUUAUUGGAAAAGAGACGAAAAUUAUUUGAAAAACGAUAUUAUAAUGAAGAAGUGGCAGUUGUGGUUGGUAAUUUAAGAAAACGAUUUGAUUAUAUUGCUUUGAGUGAAAAUCUGGAUAGUUAUGAAAUUGAUCUCAGCGAAAGAAAUUUGGCUGUUCUUCCAAAAGAUAUAUUUACUGGCUUAAGAAAUCUGAAAAAGCUUAAUUUGUGGUACAACCGAAUAGAUUAUCUUGAGUCAAGCACUUUUAAUAAUUUAUCAAAUCUUCAGAGACUUGAAUUGGACAGCAACAAUUUAACAGCAUUAUCAAGCGGUACAUUCAAUGGUCUUGAAAUACUCGAAGUAUUGGACAUGUCAGGGAAUAAACUAAAUUGCCUUCAACCAGGUACUUUUAAUAAUUUAUCAAAUCUUCAGAGACUUGAAUUGGACAGCAACAAUUUAACAGCAUUAUCAAGCAAUAUAUUUAACGGUCUUGACAAACUCGAAGAUUUAAAUCUGUCAUGGAAUAAACUAAAUUCUCUUCAACCAGGUACCUUUAAUAAUUUAUCAAAUCUCAAGUAUCUUCGGAUACACAAAAAUCAUCUAACAGCAUUAUUGAGCAAUACAUUCAAUGGUCUUGAAAAGCUAGAAGUAUUAGACCUGUCAUGGAAUAAUCUGAAUUCUCUUCAACCAGGUACCUUUAAUAAUUUAUCAAAACUUCAGAAACUGGAAUUGGACAACAACAAUCUAGCAGCAUUAUUGAGCGAUACAUUCAAUGGUCUUGAAAAGCUAGAAGUAUUAGACCUGUCAUCGAAUAAUCUGGAGUCCCUUCAACCAGGUACAUUUAAUAAUUUAAAAAAUCUUCAGACUCUUUAUAUUUACAAGAACAGUCUAACAGCAUUAUCGAGCGAUAUGUUCAAUGCUCUUGAAAAACUCGAAUUAUUAUAUCUAUCAUCGAAUAAACUAAAUUCCCUUCAACCUGGUACUUUUAAUAAUUUAUCAAAUCUCAAGAAUCUUUAUAUACGCCAUAAUAAUCUAACAUCAUUACCAAAAAAUAUAUUUACUGGCCUUGAAAAACUUAAAUCCCUAGGCUUCUGUGGUUAUAAAAUCGAUAAAAUUCUAUCAAAAGCAACAUAA